Molecule: messenger RNA, 1365 nt
Organism: Vigna angularis (adzuki bean)
Lineage: Eukaryota; Viridiplantae; Streptophyta; Magnoliopsida; Fabales; Fabaceae
Product: cytochrome b561 and DOMON domain-containing protein At2g04850
Exons: 2
Coding region: 73-1275 (400 amino acids)
Source: RefSeq, a predicted model, not a curated record
UGAACCAUGAACCAUUAAUUCUCUCCCUAUCCAUCACUUACUCUCUCCAAUUCUCCCUCCAUCAACGCCACCAUGCUUUUUCUUUUCCUCUUCCUUCUAUGUUCCCUUCCCCACAUCGCAUUCUCAUCCCACUGCACGGUCGAAACAGCGACCAAAACGUUCCAAAAAUGCAUGAACCUCCCAACCCAACAAGCCUCCAUAGCAUGGACAUUCCACCCUCACAACACAACCUUGGAACUUGUCUUCUUUGGAAGCUUCAUUUCACCUUCUGGGUGGGUUGGAUGGGGCAUAAACCCCACAUCGCCGGAAAUGACAGGAACACGUGCAUUAAUAGCCUUCCCUGACCCAAACUCGGGCCAAAUAGUUCUUCUACCUUACAUCUUAGACCCCACAGUCAAGCUUCAAAAAUCUCCACUUCUCUCUCGCCCUCUUGACAUCCACCUCCUCUCCUCCACCGCCUCCAUGUACGGCGGAAAACUGGCCACCGUGCACAACGGCGCCACCAUCCAAAUCUACGGCACCAUGAAACUGCAAACGAACAAAACGAAGAUCCACCUUGUUUGGAACAGGGGACUUUACGUGCAGGGCUACUCCCCCACCAUUCAUCCAACCACCUCCACCGACCUGUCUUCCAUUGCCACCUUUGACGUGUUGUCGGGAUCCUCUGCUCCUCAGCACACGGAUCUCACUAUGCUGAGAGUGAUCCAUGGCACCCUCAACGCCAUCUCCUGGGGCCUUCUCUUACCCAUCGGAGCCAUCACCGCACGCUACCUUCGCCACAUUCAAGCACUCGGACCCGCAUGGUUCUAUGCUCAUGCAGGAGUUCAACUGUUUGGUUUCGUUCUGGGGACGGUGGGGUUUGGCAUCGGAAUUCGGCUGGGGCAACUGUCGCCGGGAGUGGAGUACAGGCUUCACCGGAAGCUUGGAAUCGGAGUGUUCUGCUUAGGGGCGUUGCAGACUCUGGCACUGUUGUUUAGGCCAAACACAAGGAACAAGUUCAGAAAGUACUGGAAAUCGUACCACCACUUUGUAGGGUACUCGUGUGUGGUGCUUGGGUUUGUGAAUGUCUUUCAAGGAUUUGAGGUGAUGGGUGCAAGCAGGUCCUACGCCAAGUUGACCUAUUGCCUAGGACUCUCUACUCUCAUUGGCCUUUGCAUUGCUUUGGAGGUCAAUUCUUGGGUCGUUUUCUGCAGAAAAUCCAAGGAAGAUAAGAUGAGGAGAGAAGGGUUCAUUGCAACUUCUCACAAAGGAACUUCAUCUGCCAUUCACAAUUAACGUUACUAUUUCAUUUCAACUUUUUACUCAAUUUUUUCUAUCCAAAUCCAAUGAUUUUGAUUCAUACAUACGUACACACCAUUGCCAUUU